UAUCAGAACACCAAACCUUGCCCCAACUUUUAAUGUGAACCUCGCCCAGGCUUGUUUGUGGUAUCUGGUCAAUCUCUUCUUCAUAUACAUCUCAUUGAGCAUUGACCAUGUUGCUGGUUCCGAAAGAGCUCGAUAAGCUCGUGAUCUCACAACUCGCGAUUCUCGCGCAGAGGAGACUUGCCAGAGGGUUGAAACUUAAUCAUUCUGAAGCUUGUGCACUUAUCUCGCACAAUCUACAAGAGCUCAUUCGUGAUGGCGACCACUCCGUCGCAGACCUCAUGUCUAUUGGGAAGACCAUGCUUGGACGACGACACGUUCUGCCCAGUGUCAUCAGCACACUCCAUACCAUUCAGGUAGAAGGGACCUUUCACACGGGUACCUAUCUCGUCACGGUUCAUGACCCGGUCUGCUCAGACGAUGGUGAUUUGGCCAAGGCCUUAUAUGGUAGUUUUCUACCCAUCCCUUCGAUCGAAACUUUUGCUCUUCCAGACCCGAGUGAGUAUGAAAUUGAGAAGCAACCUGGCGCCGUCAUUCCAGUCAAGGAAGGGAAGAUUGUUCUCAAUGAAGGGAGGAAGAGGGUCAAGUUGAGGGUUACGAGCAAAGGCGACAGACCUAUUCAGGUCGGCUCACAUUAUCACUUCAUCGAAAGUAAUCCUCAACUCGAAUUCGAUCGCAUCAAGGCAUACGGUUAUCGACUGGACAUACCUGCAGGCACAGCGGUACGUUUCGAGCCUGGCGAUUCCAAAGUCGUCACCCUAGUCGAGAUCGCCGGUAACAAGACUAUCCGUGGUGGAAACAACCUUGCUUCCGGAGUAGUGGACUUGUCCAGAAGCGAUGAGAUUAUUCAGAAAUUGCAGGAAGCGGGAUUUUCCCACGCUCCAGAUCCAGCAGGCGAUUUUGGUCAUAUUGAUUCCUUUUCCAUGACGAGAUCAGAUUAUGCUACCAUGUUCGGUCCAACUACCGGUGACCUCGUACGACUGGCGACUCUCGACCUGUGGAUCAAAGUGGAAAAGGACUAUACCACUUACGGCGAAGAAGCGAAGUUUGGUGGUGGCAAAACACUUCGAGAAGGCAUGGCUCAAGCUUCCGGACGCAGCGACACUGAAGUCCUUGAUACAGUCAUCACCAAUGCCUUGAUCGUCGACUGGACCGGCAUUGUCAAGGCGGAUAUCGGUAUCAAGAACGGUUAUAUUGUUGGAAUUGGCAAAGCAGGCAACCCGGAUAUCCAGGAUGGAAUUGACCCUACCAUGAUCACGGGGAAUGGCACCGAAGUCAUUGCCGGCGAGGGCUUAAUCAUCACAGCUGGAGGACUCGAUACUCACAUCCAUUUCAUCUGUCCGCAGCAAGCACAAGAAGCCCUGGCGUCAGGAAUCACCACUCAUCUCGGAGGCGGAACCGGCCCCUGCGCCGGCACAAGCGCCACGACUUGUACACCUGGUUCUUGGUACAUGGAAAAAAUGCUCCAGGCAGUCGACCAUCUCCCCAUCAACUACGGCAUCACCGGUAAAGGCAACGACAGCUCUCCGAUAGCCCUACGCGAAGCAUGCGAAGCUGGAGCCUGUGGUUUGAAACUUCACGAAGAUUGGGGUUCAACUCCCGCGGCCAUUGACGCGUGCUUGUCGGUGUGCGACGAAUAUGACAUCCAAUGUCUGAUCCACACCGACACAUUGAACGAAGCAGGGUUUGUGGAACAAACGAUCCAAGCAUUCAAGAACCGUACCAUCCAUACAUACCACACUGAAGGUGCCGGUGGCGGACACGCACCUGAUAUUAUCAGUGUGGUCGAACAUUCUAACGUGCUCCCAUCGUCGACUAACCCAACCCGGCCAUACACUCGCAACACCCUGGAUGAACAUCUUGAUAUGUUAAUGGUUUGCCACCAUCUAUCCAAGAACAUCCCUGAGGACGUCGCAUUCGCCGAAUCACGUAUCCGCGCCGAAACCAUUGCCGCCGAAGACGUUCUCCACGACCUAGGUGCCAUUUCCAUGAUGUCGUCUGAUUCCCAAGCCAUGGGCCGUUGUGGUGAGGUUAUUCUUCGAACUUGGAACACCGCACACAAGAAUAAACAACAACGUGGAUACUUGCCUGAGGAUGAGGGUACCGGUGCUGAUAAUUACCGGGUUAAGAGAUAUAUCAGUAAAUACACCAUCAACCCGGCAAUCGCUCAGGGCAUGAGUCAUGUCAUUGGAAGUGUUGAAGUGGGCAAGUUGGCGGAUUUGGUUAUUUGGAAACCUGCACUGUUUGGCACAAAGCCAAAUAUGGUGGUCAAGAGUGGUAUGAUUGUCAGUGCUAUGAUGGGCGAUCCCAACGCAUCAAUCCCCACCGUCGAACCCAUUAUAUCACGACCCAUGUUCGGCGCACUACUCCCAUCAACUGGCGUGACCUUCGUGUCAGCCGCAUCAAUUGCCUCUGGGCGAGUGGCAAGUUAUAAUCUCAAGAAACGCGUCGAACCAGUCAAGAAUUGUCGCAGUAUCAGCAAGGCGGACAUGAAAUUCAACUCUGCUCAGCCCAAGAUGAGGGUCGACCCAGAAAGAUAUAUUGUUGAGGCUGAUGGUGUGGAGUUGAAGGCCGAGCCUGCAGAUAAAGUCGGUUUGGGGCAGGAGGCUUAUGUUUAUUGAAGAGGGCGAAGGUGAAGAUGAAAGUGAGGUGAAGGGUAGGUCAGAUAGGGAGAUUGGAGAUUUGAGAUUGGUGAGUAAGGAGGGAGGUGGUGGGUUGGUUGGUUGAAGUGUGAUGAUGUGACGAUGGUCAUGUUGGAAUGAUUGAUGCGAGUUGAUUAUAGUUGAUUUGAUAUGAUUCGUAUUUUAGCUUCAUAGCCUCUAUCUACUUACUCGUUCUAUCUGCGACUGUAGUCAUUGACUAUUAGUAGCUACAUGGUAGUAUAAGUACCUAUGAAAUAAGCGUCUACCAAAG
This is a messenger RNA of Exophiala mesophila, 2910 nucleotides long. RefSeq names its product urease. The coding region runs from base 108 to 2618 and encodes 836 amino acids. Gene Ontology annotation, biological process: urea catabolic process. The transcript is spliced from 6 exons. Gene Ontology annotation, cellular component: urease complex. Lineage: Eukaryota; Fungi; Ascomycota; Eurotiomycetes; Chaetothyriales; Herpotrichiellaceae. The record is from RefSeq and is a predicted model, not a curated record. Gene Ontology annotation, molecular function: nickel cation binding; urease activity.